Oppia nitens is the source of this 1264-nucleotide messenger RNA. RefSeq names its product serine beta-lactamase-like protein LACTB, mitochondrial. The coding region runs from base 33 to 1202 and encodes 389 amino acids. The record is from RefSeq and is a predicted model, not a curated record. The transcript has 3 exons. NCBI's taxonomy places the organism in Eukaryota, Metazoa, Arthropoda, Arachnida, Sarcoptiformes, Oppiidae.
GAAACUUUUAUAUUAGGUUAAUAAAAAAAGUGAUGAAUUAUUUUAAAUUGUAUACAAUUUUUCUAUGUCUAUCAUGUGUUAAACAUGUAGUAAUUGAAUGUCAAGAUUUUGUAAAAGCUAUCGAAAAAAGUGCGGCACUGGUAGCUAAAUAUCGAAACGAUGAGUCGAUUCCCGGUACUGUCAUUGGUGUCCACUAUAGAGGUCGUCCGGUUUGGAUACAGGCCUACGGCUAUUCGGACAUUGAAAACGAUGUCAAAUGCGACAUCGAUACUGUUGUCCGAACGGGUAGUGUUACCAAAGCUAUGGUUGCGGCACUGGUAGCUAAACUAGUGGAACAAUCGAAAAUUGUUUGGGACAACAAUAUUCACGACUAUUUACCGACCAGUGUUUUCCCGAUAAAACAAUGGAAAGGAGAACCCGUUAACAUAACUGUCCGUCAAUUGAUGUCAAUGACUGGCGGUAUCCGAAGUACUGAGGAAUUACGUGACUUUCGCCAACUACACGACUAUCACAAUGUAACCGAAACGUUAGCCUAUUUUGCGAGCGACCAAUUGGUGGCCAAACCGGGCACUAAAUUCUUCUACUCUAACUGGGGAUGGCAUGUAAUCGGAGCGCUCAUGGAGUCGGUUACCGGUCAGGAUUUUGAGGUACUAAUGAACUCACUGUUCGCUGAGUUUGGUAUGAACUCAACCCGACUGUCCCGACAAGAGUUGGUCAUACAUAAGCGCGCCGAACAGUACUCGCGAGUCCGCAGUAAUGAUGACCAGAGUAAACAUUGGACAUUAAGAUCUGCCCGAAUGACACAAGACUUGGGUCGACCGCUGCCGUGGCUACCGAUGGGCGGUGUUAUCACUAGUGUCCCCGAUUUGCUUGUUUUUACCGAUGUUAUGCUUAAAAGCUAUAGUAGUAGUAGUGAUGGUUACCUCAAACCGCAAACCGUACGCCAACUGUGGACACCGGGAUUAGGCCAUUACGGUAUGGGAUGGUUUGUCGGCAACUAUACCCAACCAUCAGUCAAUAUCGCCGAAAAACUGUACCAAUAUAUUCAUUAUUCGGGUUUAGUGGCCGGCAGUGUAACCACCAUUGCAUUGAUACCUGAGUUGAACAUAUCGGCGGCAAUGGUCGCCAAUAUGGGUGGCAUUGAUUUGGACGCAACGGUAUUAUCGGUGAUCAACCAGUUUGUUGCUGCCAUUACUCUAUAGUUUUAGUUCCCGGAGUAUUAGUUAUUUGAAAUUAUUAUAAAUUAAUAUUUAUAUAUAACUCA